AUGGCUCACAUUGCGGUUAUAUUUUUAUCUGUAACUACUGGUUUGUUUUUUGUUCUCAUCGGAACAAUCAAACUCUCCCCACUGGUUAACGAGGAAAUCUACCGAGAUAUGAGGAAAAAUUUUAUUCGGUUCUCUAAAGUCUUUCCUUUGGCAUCAAUAACUAAAUUUAGGCCAAGUCCCCAUGCACUUAGGCGUGUUGUUGGUGUGGUUGAAGUUGUCAAUGGCUUAGUUUUGACUUUUGUACCUGGACCAUUAAAACAAGUGGCUAACAUAGGGCUGCUGCUGUCUUGUCUUUUCUCCAUUUACUGCCACUACAUGGUGCAUGAUUCACUCGAUAAAAUGACAUCCCAUCUUAUUUUUGGUCUUUUGUUGGCCUGCAGAUUUAUCGUGAGGUUACAGGUCAAUGCCAGAGAAGUAAAUGAUUCAAACACUAAAAAUGUUAAUUUGAAAAAUGAUCGAAGACAGUAUGAUAAAGUUCCUUCAAAAAUGUCUACUAUAAACCCCGAAUAUGAUAUUUCUGCUGAGGAGAAUGUCCAAAAUAAAAAAUGUGAUUAA
Messenger RNA from Helobdella robusta, 555 nucleotides. RefSeq lists its product as hypothetical. The coding region runs from base 1 to 555 and encodes 184 amino acids. Gene Ontology annotation, biological process: chaperone-mediated protein complex assembly; positive regulation of protein localization to cell surface. The transcript is spliced from 3 exons. Gene Ontology annotation, cellular component: endoplasmic reticulum. The record is from RefSeq and is a predicted model, not a curated record. NCBI's taxonomy places the organism in Eukaryota, Metazoa, Annelida, Clitellata, Rhynchobdellida, Glossiphoniidae.